AUGGUCUGCCUCGACGGGAAGCCCAUCGGAGCGAUAUCCGUUACGCCAUCGCCGGUCAACGGGCAUCGCACAGGCGAGAUGGGGUACGUGCUCGCGUCGGAGUACUGGGGGAGAGGGAUCGUUACAAAGGCGGUGAACAUGGCUUUGAAGGCGGUGCUUCAGGAGGUGGAGGGGUUGGAGAGGGUGGAGGCACUGGUGGACGUCGAGAAUGCGGCGUCGCAGAGGGUUUUGGAUAAGGAGGCGGGGUUUGUGAAGGAGGGGGUUUUAAGGAAGUAUGGGGUGCUCAAGGGGGUCGCUAAGGAUAUGGUAAUGUUUAGUUUUUUGUCUAGCGAUCCUUUGUGUUAGAGUACUGAUGGAGUGGCGUGGUUAUUCUGUUGUGUAGAUUAUUCUGUUGUAGAUUAAAUAGUCUUUCUAUUCAUGAAUUGUGUAGAUUAUUCUGUUGUAUUUGGUUUGUUUGGUUUGCACUUGAAUUGGACGUAUUUGCUUUCUUUUUGUUACCACA
Molecule: messenger RNA, 502 nt
Organism: Asparagus officinalis (garden asparagus)
Lineage: Eukaryota; Viridiplantae; Streptophyta; Magnoliopsida; Asparagales; Asparagaceae
Exons: 1
Coding region: 1-345 (114 amino acids)
Molecular function (GO): acyltransferase activity, transferring groups other than amino-acyl groups
Source: RefSeq, a predicted model, not a curated record